This is a messenger RNA of Scophthalmus maximus (turbot), 4201 nucleotides long. RefSeq names its product coatomer subunit beta'-like. Gene Ontology annotation, cellular component: COPI vesicle coat. Gene Ontology annotation, molecular function: structural molecule activity; protein binding. The transcript is spliced from 22 exons. The record is from RefSeq and is a predicted model, not a curated record. Gene Ontology annotation, biological process: retrograde vesicle-mediated transport, Golgi to endoplasmic reticulum; intra-Golgi vesicle-mediated transport; intracellular protein transport. NCBI's taxonomy places the organism in Eukaryota, Metazoa, Chordata, Actinopteri, Pleuronectiformes, Scophthalmidae. The coding region runs from base 114 to 3737 and encodes 1207 amino acids.
CGCUCACUUGGUUAGAAAACUUCCUCCGGUCAGAUCGCCGUGGAGAAGAAGCCCGACGAGGGCUGCAAGCAGGCCGGUCUCUCUUCCAGGAUACACUGACGUGGAGUUUCAACAUGCCUCUGCGCUUGGACAUCAAGCGGCGGCUGACGGCCCGGUCGGACCGAGUGAAGAGCGUGGACCUGCACCCCACCGAGCCGUGGAUGGUGAUCAGCCUGUACAGCGGCGGCGUGGUGGUCUGGAACCAUGAGUCACAGACGAUGGUGAAAACCUUCGAAAUGUGCGAGCUGCCUGUCCGAGUGGCCAGGUUUGUGGCCAGGAAGCACUGGAUCAUUGCCGGAGCAGAUGACAUGCAGAUCCGCGUGUUCAACUACAACACUCUGGAGCGAGUUCACAUGUUCGAGGCUCACUCCGACUACAUCCGCUGCAUCGCCGUCCACCCAACACAGCCCUACAUCCUCUCCAGCAGUGACGACAUGUUGAUCAAGCUGUGGGACUGGGACAGGAAGUGGACGUGUAGUCAGGUGUUCGAGGGUCACACUCACUAUGUCAUGCAGGUCGUCUUCAACCCCAAAGACAACAACCAGUUUGCCAGUGCCUCUCUGGACAGAACGAUUAAGGUGUGGCAGCUCGGCUCCAGGACUCCGAACUUCACUCUGGAGGGACACGAGAAGGGAGUGAACUGUAUCGAUUACUACAGUGGAGGAGAUAAGCCCUACCUCAUAUCAGGGGCAGAUGAUUGUCUUGUCAAGAUCUGGGAUUAUCAGAACAAAACGUGCGUUCAGACCCUGGAGGGUCACGUCCAGAAUGUGACCUGCGUCAGCUUCCACCCCGGGCUGCCAAUCAUCCUCACAGGCUCCGAGGACGGCACUGUUCGAGUGUGGCACUCCAACACCUACCGACUUGAAAACACACUCAACUAUGGCAUGGAGAGGGUGUGGUGCAUAUGUGGCCAGCCGGGCUCCAACAGUGUGGCAUUGGGCUACGAUGAAGGCAGCAUCAUCAUCAAGCUGGGUCGCGAGGAGCCGGCCAUGUCGAUGGACUCCAGCGGGAAGAUCAUGUGGGCACGCCACUCCGAAGUGCAGCAGGCCAACCUGAAGGCCAUGGGGGAGACGGAGGUCCGGGAUGGAGAGAGGCUGCAGCUGGGGGUUAAAGACAUGGGCAGCUGCGAGAUUUACCCCCAGACCAUCCAGCACAGCCCCAACGGGAGGUUCGUGAUGGUGUGCGGAGACGGGGAGUACAUCAUCUACACCGCCAUGGCCCUGAGGAACAAGAGCUUUGGCCCGGCUCAAGAGUUUGUCUGGGCGCACGACUCCUCGCAGUAUGCCGUGAGGGAAGGCAACAGUCUGGUCAAAGUCUUUAAGAACUUUAAAGCUAAGAAGUCUUUUAAACCAGACUUUGGGGCUGAAGGAAUCUUUGGUGGCUUCUUACUGGGAGUGAGGUCGAACAGCGGCCUGGCCUUCUACGACUGGGAGAACGCCGAACUAGUCCGCCGCAUCGAGAUCCAACCCAAACAUAUCUUCUGGUCCGACUCUGGAGAGCUGCUGUGUAUCGCCACGGACGAGUCUUUCUUUGUGCUUCGCUAUCUGCCAGAGAAGGUGGCAGCCGCCAUGGAGUCCAAGGAAAAUAUGACUGAAGAUGGAAUAGAGGGCGCCUUUGAGGUGCUGGGGGAGAUCCCAGAGUCGGUGAAGACCGGAGUGUGGGUGGGAGACUGCUUCAUGUACACCAACUCUGUUAACAGACUCAACUAUUAUGUUGGAGGAGAGAUCAUCACCAUUGCUCACAUGGACAGGACCAUGUAUCUGCUAGGCUACAUCCCCAAGGACGAUCGUCUCUACCUCGGAGACAAGGAGCUGAACGUCGUCAGCUACUCCCUGCUGCUUUCUGUGCUGGAGUACCAGACCGCCGUCAUGAGGAGGGACUUCGGCACAGCCGACAAGGUUCUGCCCACAAUCCCCAAGGAGCAGAGGACCAGGGUAGCCAACUUCUUGGAGAAGCAGGGUUUCAGACAGCAGGCCCUGGCUGUGUCCACAGACCCAGAACACAAGUUUGAACUUGCUCUGCACCUGGGAGAGCUGGAGAUUGCCCACCAGCUGGCCCUGGAGGCAGAGUCAGAGCAGAAGUGGAAGCAGCUGGCAGAACUCGCCACCGCGAAGUGCCAGUUCAGCCUGGCCCAGGAGUGUCUGAACCAUGCCCAAGAUUACGGGGGAUUACUGCUGCUGGCCACCGCCUCGGGCAACACGCACAUGGUGGGCAAACUGGCCGAGGGGGCAGAGAGGACCGGGAAGACCAACGUGGCCUUCCUCACCUACUUCAUGCAAGGACGAUUGGACAAAUGUCUGGACCUCCUCAUCAAAACAGAUCGGUUGCCAGAGGCUGCAUUCCUGGCAAGAACAUAUCUGCCCAGCCAUGUGUCACGGGUUGUGAAUCUGUGGAAGGAGAGUCUGUCAAAAGUCAACCCGAAGGCAGCGGAUGCUCUUGCUGACCCCGCCCACUACGGCAACCUGUUCCCUGGCCUCCAGCAAGCCGUGCUGGCUGAGCAGUACCUGAAGGAGACUCAUGUCGGGGUCAGAGCUGCUGCAGAAUACCCCCUCAUCAUGCCGAAUGAGGAGCGAAAGGUUCUGGAGGAAUCUGCAGGUUUUGUGUCCGAAGAAGCUGUCAGCGAGCCAGAGGAAGUGGUGAAGAGCAUGGAUGAAAGCUUCAUAGUAGCAGCAGCAGCAGCAGAACCUCCAGAAGCAGCAUCAGCAGCAGCCGCGGAGGAGCCCAUUCCACUGAAACAGGAGAUUACCGAUCCUGUUUCAACAACAGAAGAAGAAACGGUUACAUCAGCAGCUUCUCCUCUUCCCGUCACCGUGACACCUGAGCACGUUGAGCAGCAGAAACAAGGAGACUCUGCGUCCGCUGAGGUGCCUGCAUCCGAACCGGAGGUGGCAGCGAUGAGGGAUGACACCAUCGCUGCUUUGGAGGAGGAGGAGGAAGCAGCCUCCGCAGAGGAAGACACGUCAGAGGGGUCCGCCGUAGACGUCACCCCCAAAGAGCCAGAGAUUGCACAGUCCGGACCUGUAGAGGCUGUCACGUCUUCAGCUCAGGGGCAUGUCCAGGAAAUGUCUCCGGGAGCUGAAGCUGCCUCCGUCUCUGAAAGGCGUGUCACUGAGGCAACAACAGAGAACGUCGUGGCGACGCAAGAAGCCGCCGAGGAUGUCGUAUUCACCGCAGGCGAUGCAGAUGAAAUGCCAGUUUAUGACGAGCUGGAAAAAGAUGUAAUCUCUUUCCAAGCACCAUCCAACAUUGAUACAGCAGCAGCAGCAGGAAAAGGAACUCCUGUUACGAAGGAACUUGUUUCGGAAGCGGCAGCCUCAGCUGUAGCAGUGGAGGAGCUCAUCUUCUUCGAAGACACGGACAGCUCAGCGCUGGAUGUGCCGGUGCAAGUUAAAGUGGUUCCAGAGUUUGCCCUCGAUCCGCUGCUGGACCCCCUCGAAGACCCCAUGCCAGCGAUAAAGCCAGAAUCAGCUCAAGCACCAGGAGAAGGAGGAGGGGGACAGGCCACAGGAAAACACGAGGCCGACCCGGAGCCUCCUGCUCUCCCUCGGCCGGGUCCCGAGGGAGAUGAAGAACCAGCAGAGGAGCUCGAGGUGGAGAUGCACAAUGAGGUCCUGGAUGAUCUGGAUCUGGACAAUUUUGACCUGGAAGAUAUCGACACCACCGACGUCGACCUGGACGACGAUUUCUUGAGCGAAUAGGAAGAGGGACGAGACCAUUCCAGGUUCUUAUUCAUUGACCAAAAAACUUAAAUAAACUGUCCACACACUAAAGUGCCUUAAUCAACAAACUCUCUGAAAUAUUCAUGUUAAACUGAUUUGUGACCAAAGUCUGAUUCCUACAAGAUUAAUGUUACAGCAGGAAUUAAAUGCAUCCAAGAAAUCAGGUGACAUCUUACAUUUAAUCUGCAGACAUUAUUAACUAGGUUUGACUUUGUCCAGGUUUUUAUUCCAAACACGGGUUAUACCAGUGUUACGUGCCUUUAAGAAAUAGAAAUAGGCCGAGGUGCAUAUGUAUUUUAAAACACAGGAUCAUGUACAAAAAAUAAUUCCAGGCCAGGCGGAUGUGUGAAGCUUUUGUUUACAUUACAUUUUUUUUUAAAUGUUGCUGUCAUCUAGACAAUUUGUGUUAAAUGACUUUUAAAAAUAAAAAGGGUUCAAACGUU